UAUUAAUGAAAGAUGUUAUUUUAUUUGCUGCGGUCAUUACCAUUAGUAUCGCUUCAACUACGCUGGUAGAUACCGAUUUUUUUAAGUUCACAAUCAGCUUUUCAAAGAAUUCAAGCAACAGGAGUAACUCUGACGUCACACUGAGCCUAAAAGUUUCUUCAACCUCGAGUCCGCUGGGCAAUAACUACUAUGCUUCUGGAGCUUGUAUAAAUGUGGGGACUAGCAGCUACCAGCUUACCACUGAUAAUUCUAAUCUGAAAGGAUUCUCAAUAGAAUGGAAAUGCAAUUCACGCUGUAAUUCCUUAGAAUCUGUUUAUGACACUGUUAACUUUUACGCAGGCUCUGAUUGGGGAGCUGAUACUUCAGGUGUAGUCUUUGUGCAAUCCACUCUUACAUACGUGACUUAUCCAGCAGGGGUGAACUCAUAUAGUACAAAUUCAAAGGAAGUUAGACACAAAUGGAGUGGAUUGACUCCAACCCAACUUAAUAGUACAGUUUAUUUUCCAAACCAGAGCGAGACCUGGUAUGUCAGAUGCUUUGCAAAGUUCAAUUACACUCAUUCAUUGAACUAUGCCGCUGGGAUUUCUAACCUGAUUUCGACACUUGAAUCUGCCAAUAACCUGAGCCUCAAGGGCGGCUGACCUUGAGCAGGCUUGCUCAUUGCUGGGGCAAUCAGUCUAGUCGUAGCUUUGGUGUAAACUUAAGCGUAGAUGAAGUCAAAUUUUUGGAUC
Molecule: messenger RNA, 731 nt
Organism: Moneuplotes crassus
Lineage: Eukaryota; Ciliophora; Spirotrichea; Euplotida; Euplotidae
Source: the annotation of a GenBank genome assembly